Apis cerana (Asiatic honeybee) is the source of this 3476-nucleotide messenger RNA. RefSeq lists its product as uncharacterized. The record is from RefSeq and is a predicted model, not a curated record. Gene Ontology annotation, biological process: recombinational repair. NCBI's taxonomy places the organism in Eukaryota, Metazoa, Arthropoda, Insecta, Hymenoptera, Apidae.
AUGAUUGUAAUAUUUGACAUUUUACAAACAUCGAUUUAUAUUAUAUAAUAUAAAAUAUAUUAUUAUUCAUCACAUAAUUUAAUUCGUCAUAUUAGCUAUAAAAAAAACAAAUGUUAUAUAAAAUAAAAUAUAUUAAAAUAAAAAUUUAAUGUUUAAAAAAUGUUUGAAAGUGAUGAUUGGGAUCUCGAUCAGGAUUUCUUGAAUGAUGUAGAUGAUAAAAUAAAUAAGUAUUGUUCCCAAAAAGAUAAUCAAGAAAGUGAACCUAAAAGACGUAAAAUAGAUACUAAUAAUGAUUCAAUUUCAUCAUCUGAUUCUAAUACAGAUUGUUGGGAACAAAAUAUCAUUAACAAAACUACAUUGAAAUAUAAUGAAAAUAAAGAAUCAAGAAAGAAUUUAAUUCUUGAGAUAUUUAAUAAAAAUUUAUCACAGAAAAAUGUAUCAAAAGAUAUGUUAAAUGAUCCAAAAAGAUCAUGUGAUAACAUUUCACCAAACAUCCAUGUCAAUCAAAUACAUAUCUGUGAAAAUAAUCAAUUACUUAGAAAAGAUUUAGUACUUGGAAUACUCAAAAAUAAAAAUAUACAGGAUAAAAUUAAAGAUAAUACCAAAAAUUUAAAGUUACAAACAAAAAUUAAAGAUAAUAGUGAUAAUAUUAAUGAAAAACAAAAAAAUACGUCAUUAAAUAAGAAAAUAAAUUGUCAAAUUUCUAAAAGUAUAUUUGAAAAUAACUCAAGUAAUGAUGAUUUCAAACUAUGCAUGUUUGAACAUUCAAGAAAACAAUUACCUUGUAAUAUAUUACAGAAACAGUUACAAGUUACAACAGAAACAAAUAAUAUUCAAUCCAAUAAUUCUAUAAAAAAUUUGCUUACUUGUAAAACUCCACAAAAUAAAAAGAUGACACUAAUUAGAAAAUUUCCAGGACCAGCUGGUUUAUUACCAGAUGAUUUAGAUUCUAAUAUACUUUGUGUUUCAUAUUUAAAUAGCUUAGAAGAAAAUGAAAUAUCAAAUAAAGAGACUAAUACAAAUAAUUUAUCUGAAUAUUGUUCUCAAAAUACAAAAAAUUUAUUCACAGAAGGUGCUUGGCAAUUAAUGUUAGAUGAUUUGCCACAAGAUUUUUUAAAAGGUCACAAUAUUGCCACUGUUAAAAAAAUAGCAAAUAUAAAUAGUUUCAAUAAUACAAAAGUUAAAUUUUUAGCAGGAAUAAUUGAACAUAUAGAUUAUAGUCAUGAUAAUCCUCCUAUUAUUUUAAAAGAUUUUACAGACAAUAUUCAAGGAAUCCUUCACAGAGACAUACCACUUAAAUAUCCUGGUUUAUUAGAAUCUAAUGUUGUUGUAUUAUUACAUGAUGUAGGUCUUUUAAAAAUUUCUGGAACUUUUGUUUCUAAUAAAUAUCAAAUUUUAAUUUCACCCUCAAGUUUAUUAGCUAUUUAUACUAGUAAAGGUACAAUAGAACGUACACAAUAUAUGAAAACAAUUUUUGAAAAUAUUUUAGAUGGAAAGACAAAGACAAUAGAUUAUAAAGAAAAAGCGGAUUGUAUUUCUACAUUAAAAUUAGAACCAUUAAAAAGUAAUAUUCAUUUAAUUUCAAAAAAAAAUACAGAACUAAUAAAUAUCAAAGAGAACAUAGAAAAUAAUAAAACAAAUAAUAAAACUAAUUUUUCUAAUUUAAAUUUGAAUGAAACAAAUGAAGAUAUAGAUGAAUCAAUAAAUUUUGAUAGUGAUAUAUUUUUUUCAAUUUCUUCCAAUAAUAUAGAUUCACAAAAUCAAAAAAAUUUUAAUAGUUCCAAGUUUAAAAAUAUAAAAUGUAUGAAAAAAGAAACUAAACAAUUAAAAAAGUCUAAACAAUUAUUUACAAAAGAAGAGGAAAAUUUACAAAAUGAUGAUAAACAAAGAGCUGAAUAUUUACUAAAAAACUUAAAAAAAUGUUCUCCAGAUAUAAAUGAAAAAAAAUGUCUCUCUCAUAAUUCCAAGAUUUUACAAAUAAAUGCUGAGCAUUUAUCGUCAAAAAAUAUUUAUUCUGAAGAAAUUGAGCCUAAAAUAUUAAAUAAUGUAUCUUUUGAAAAAAUAAAUGUUGAUAAAUGUUUUGAAAAAACUAUUUCUCCAUCUUGUCAUAAAAAAGUGAAAAAUAAACAAGAAAAGAAUAUAACUUCUGUACGAACUAAAUUAUUGCAGUUUCAAAAUAUAGAUGUAUUAUCCCCAGAAAAUUCUGCAUUUACAAUUUCAUCAGGUAUAAAAGAAAAAUUUAAAAAUUUUUCACAAAAAAAAUCGUUAGAAACUUCAAAUUCUAUGCAUAAACUUGACGAUAACGAAAAUGAUUCUGAUGAUGAAAUGUUAUCUCAAUUAGAUAUGAAUAUUAUUUUCAGCAAUUAUAGUAAUAAAAAUUAGAUACUUUUAUAAAUUAGAUACUUUUAUAAAAUUAGAUACUUUGAUAUUAUUAAAAAAUUCAAUUAUCCGCUGAAAAUUACGGAUAAUAAUAGAUUAUAUUUUUCUAUUGAAAAAUUUGGAAAAGAUCUCUAUUUAUAUACAUUUAUAUUAAAUAUUAUGUUAAAUAUUAUUUCAGAAAUACCAACAUAUAUGUAAAUAUUUAUUAUAUAUUUUUGUAUAGAAUGAAAUAAAAAAAAAAUAGAAAAUAAGAAUGUAUAGAAAAUAAAUAAAAAAGUAAAUAUAUUUUUUACUUGAAUCAAAAUUCCUGUAAUAUUUUAAUGAUAUUAAUUUAUUAUUAAUAUUUCUAAAAAUAUUUGAUCUUUCCCGAAUUUAGGUAAAUUAUUAUUGUGCAAUAAAAAAUUGAACAAGAUAUUUAAUUUGUCAAAUAUGAAAUAUUAAAUAUUCGAGAUAACUAUUAUUUUAAGAUUAUUCAUGAUAUAUUUAUUUUUAGAUAAACGUCAUUAUAUCGAGAUAAAUAAUAGUUUUGAGAAAAAGAUUCUUAAAUUUCUCUUUUUUGCUAUUGAAUAUGAUUAAAAUUUUUGAUUAUAAACGGUAAUCAUUAAUUUUAAUUUAAAAAAUAAUUUACAAUACAAUUUAGAAUAGAUCAAAGAUGUAUUUUAUGACAUACUAAAUAAUUAAAUAUUUUUUUAAUAAAUCUAUUUAAUUUUUUUUUCUUAAAGUAAAGAAUUAUAUAAAUUAUCUAAAAAAUAGUAAACGAAAUUUGAAAAUAAUUUAUAUUAUUACUAUUGAAUCAAGGGUACUUGAAGAUAUAUACCUAUAUCAGCAAUGAUCUCAAUUUUGCUGACAUUAGCCUGAAUAUCAGCCCUCGCCAAUCACAAGCGUAGAAUCGAUCUAGAAUCUUUAUAAAUGAGAUCUUUACAAUGUAAUCCAUAUAUACGCUAAUGGAGAUCUAUUGGAUCAACCUUGAUAUGCCCUGAUUAUCCGAUGGUACAUCUAGGCAUAUGAUCGUGUGAUUAUGAAGUGUAAUUUUGUCACAUUAGUUACAUGAGAUAGAUAUCUGCAUUAAAAUAAAAUUAUACAUUACAUGCCGAAAA